Molecule: messenger RNA, 1449 nt
Organism: Phaeoacremonium minimum UCRPA7
Lineage: Eukaryota; Fungi; Ascomycota; Sordariomycetes; Togniniales; Togniniaceae
Product: putative protoporphyrinogen oxidase protein
Exons: 2
Coding region: 1-1449 (482 amino acids)
Biological process (GO): heme biosynthetic process
Cellular component (GO): mitochondrial inner membrane
Molecular function (GO): protoporphyrinogen oxidase activity, oxygen as acceptor
Source: RefSeq, a predicted model, not a curated record
AUGAGGAGGUAUAUCUACCAUCCAGAUCACCUUGUGGACGUAACAGCGCCGGUGACUGAUCUGAAUGACCCUAUGGGGACGCUGAGGGCCUGGCUUCAUGCCGCUGGCAAUGUCCUGACUGAGCCCUUAUUCAAGGGUAUGCUGCCGUCCUUGGCGAACUUCCUACGUACGCCUGCCGAGUCCAACUCCCGUCCCCUCGGCGACUACACCCUGCGUGAUGUCUCCAUCGGCGAGUACUUUGCGAGCAAAUUUGGCCGUCCGGAUGUGGUGAACAAUCUGCUCUCGGCGUUGAUACACGGGGUGUAUGGUGGUGACGUCUGGAAGCUGAGCAUGGAGUCUGGCCUUUUCCGCCGCCUGCUCCUCAAUGACCAGCUGGAUGUCGAACCCGUUCUGAAAGGCGGGAUGUUCGUCGAACUACAAGACAUAUACUCGGCGCAUGACAUAAUUACACGUAAUGGCAAUGUUAUUGAUGUAGCGAGGAUGAGCAUGGACUGGGGCUUCAUUGGGUUCUUCAACGGCUUCAGUACCCUAACUGAUGCAAUUGUGGACAAAUUGAGGAAGAACCCCAAAGUUACUCUCAAGACUGGUGAAUCAGUCACAGCACUUCGAUUCAAUGAGGAGACUCAAAAUGUGGAAGUUCACAGUGGCAAGACGGAAGAGGCAAAGCAAUAUGGCCAAGUCAUCUCCACGAUAUUCAGCGGGACACUAGGCAAGCUCACCGGCGAUUCUCUACCGACGUUGAAAGAGCAAAAAGCCGUCACUAUCCAGGUCGUCAACCUCUGGUACCCUACGCCUAACCUGAAUGCUCCCCACAGCGGGUUUGGAUACCUCAUCCCGGGCUCCGUCCCGGCAGCGAACAAUCCUCACUGCGCACUUGGUGUUCUUUUCGACUCUGAUCGCGAUUCCGCCAGCGGUCGUCCUCAGGAUCCGACCGUGUUGAAGCGAGGCCGCAUGGAUACCGUCGAGGGCACGAAGUUCACCGUCAUGCUGGGCGGACACCACUGGGAUUGGCUGCCGCCGGAGAACUGGCCCGACGCGAAAGAAGCCGCUGAAAUGGCCAAAGAGACGGUGCAGCGCCAGCUCGGGAUCCCAGAAUCCGCGCAGAAGGGCGUCGUGGCAUCCACCAAGAUCUGCAGGGAGUGCAUCCCGCAACAGUACGUGGGCCACAGACAGAGAAUGCACGCCGCGCACAACGAGCUUCUCGAUGCCUUCCGCGGCAAGCUGACUGUCGCCGGCGGCUCGUAUACGCCGCCUGGCGUGUUGCCGAGCCUGCGGGCUGGGCGGGAUGCCGCGCUGCAAGUUGCUGGGCAUGGAUACCUAGAUUACGGGACGCCACAUACGAACCCCUUGGACCAUGUAGGCGAGACUGGUCUAGCGUGGGCGACUCGGGCGUGCCCCGAUCUCGCCCCAUACAUGAAGAAUAAAGUGCCGUUCAGAUACGGAAAUUGA